Messenger RNA from Fusarium odoratissimum NRRL 54006, 954 nucleotides. RefSeq lists its product as uncharacterized. Bases 1 to 954 code for a protein of 317 amino acids. NCBI's taxonomy places the organism in Eukaryota, Fungi, Ascomycota, Sordariomycetes, Hypocreales, Nectriaceae. The transcript has 2 exons. The record is from RefSeq and is a predicted model, not a curated record.
AUGACCUUUCACCCCGAUAGUCUCCCCGACCUCACUGGGAGAGUGUACAUUGUUACGGGUGGUAACUCUGGGAUGGGGUUAUUCACGGUGUCCCACCUAGCAAGACAUGGCGCCCACGUCUAUAUGUGUUCACGGUCUCGCGACAAAGGAAACAAAGCUAUUGCCGAGAUUCAAAAAGAUCACCCUUCCACCAAUAUUGACCUGUUACAAAUCGAUCUGAUGGAUCUCGGAAGUGUCGUGGCUGCCGCUAAGCACUUCCUCUCUCUUGAGACAUCCCUCCACGGCCUGGUCAACAACGCAGGCAUCAUGGCUACGGCAUUUCAGAUCACCAAAGAUGGGUAUGAAGCUCAGUGGGAGACGAACUAUCUUUCCCACUGGGUUUUCACGGAAAAUCUCAUCCCAGUGAUGCUGAAAACAUCAAAGUCAUCCCCUCCCGGAACUGUGCGUAUAGUCAACCUCUCUUCAUCUGGCCAUCUAAUGGCCCCUAAGGGCGGUAUCAACUUCGACGACACAUCUCUCAAAGACGGGAACGUCUGGGAACGUUACGGCCAAAGCAAACUCGCCAAUAUUCUGCAUACCAGAGCUCUACACAACAAAUACGGCCCCGGCUCAGGUAACAAAGAAGGCGAGAUUUGGGUAACAUCAGUGCAUCCCGGUCUUGUAGAGACAAAUCUCUUGUCGAGUGCGGAUUCAGCUGAGAUUGGGAGCUCGCGACUCCUGCCGCUGCUGAGAUGUAUGAAACUGUUCUGGACUGCGGAUCGAGGCUCCUGGAAUAGUCUUUUCUGUGCAGCGAGUCCGGAUAUGAGACCUGAGCAGAGUGGAGAGUAUAUGGAGAUCUACCAUCGGCUGUUUGAGCCUUGGUGGCAGAAUAGUGCGGCGAAGGAUGAGGAGUUGGCGAAGAAGUUGGAUGAAUGGACGAGGGAGACUAUGAGAAAGGAGGGAUGGAUUCAGUAG